Molecule: messenger RNA, 870 nt
Organism: Anneissia japonica
Lineage: Eukaryota; Metazoa; Echinodermata; Crinoidea; Comatulida; Comatulidae
Exons: 2
Coding region: 1-870 (289 amino acids)
Source: RefSeq, a predicted model, not a curated record
AUGCUCGCAACUGCCAACAUCAGGCUUCACAAGAUUGUCUCUAGUAGCAAAGAAGUCCUUGAGGCCUUUGAUCAAGACGAUAUAGUCCCGGAUCUUAGAGAAUGGGACCCAGAUAACAAUGCAGCACUUCAGCAGUCAUUAGGUGUGUAUUGGAAUGUAUUCACAGACUCGUUUACUUUUAAGGUAUCAGACACUAUGGACCGGCCUAACACCAAGAGAAGAUUGCUAUCAGAAAUAAACAGUGUGUUUGACCCGUUGCAGUUUGCCGCACCGGUGACAAUAGAAGGCAAAGCAUUGUUGAGAGAGAUGACACAAGGUGACGAUAUUGGUUGGGACGAUCCUCUGUCUCAGGAUAUCUUAUCUAGAUGGAAAAAAUCUAGAGAGUCGCUAAGUUCACUUUCCAAUCUAAGUGUAGCCAGGCCAUAUACGUUAAUGCCAGCCAUCGGGGCAACAAGACGAGAGUUGCAUGUCUUUUCAGACGCAUCAAAUAAAGCUGUAGGAGCAGUGUGCUACUUAAGAACAAGCUAUGAAGAAGUCGAUCUAGCUGCAGCGGUCCUGGAUGAACUCAGUCUUGCCGUACAUGAAACUUACUACUACACCGACAGUAAGGUAGUCUUGGGCUAUAUACGCAAUGAAGGACGAAGGUUCUAUACGUAUGUUGCCAACCGAGUGGCCAGAAUUUUGCAAUUCACUACAGCCAAACAAUGGAAUUACGUUCGGACUGAUUUAAAUCCUGCCGAUGAAGCAACAAGAUCGGUAAGAGUUUCGGAUUUACAUCGUUCUCGUUGGCUGAUGGGGGCCUCCACAUCUAGAUCAGGAAGGAAUUGUCAGGGUAGGAGGUCGGCUUGCCAAUGCAGAUAUUGUGGAUAA